Molecule: messenger RNA, 693 nt
Organism: Arabis nemorensis
Lineage: Eukaryota; Viridiplantae; Streptophyta; Magnoliopsida; Brassicales; Brassicaceae
Source: the annotation of a GenBank genome assembly
AUGGCGAGUUUCGAGAAAUUCGAACCCAUAUUCGGAGAAGUCGUACCCGAACGUGCGGAUCCGGGUUCGGGUCUUCUCCGGCGAUGUCUCUUCCACGUCUACGCUUCCGAUUCAUAUAACAUAACCGUCCGUGUCACCGACUUUGUCUCCGGCGUCUGGACGACGAUCCUCUCCGUCUCGCAGCUAGACGAUAUGAGAGAUGCUGUGGGGAUUGGUGGUUCGUGGUCUGAGUUCCUCGAUUAUACUAUAGCUUCCUUGAAAUCCGACAGUGUGAAGCUUCUUCUCCUGGGAGAAAACUCGGUUUCAAAUGGUGUUGAGACUGCGAGAUUAGUUUCUCAGAAGGCCAAAGGAAUGCCUCGAAUAAUUAUUCCUUUAACAAAGAUGGUAAGCUCAUCUGCUAGUGAAGCAAUGGCAAACCUGUCUCUCGAGUUGUUCAGAGCAUUCAAAAGCAAAAAGCACUUACAAGGAGAGGUGAGUUCUUCAGCUGCAGCAACUGAUGAAAAGGAUAAGAGGGACGCUACCUAUAACCAACUGGAUGUUAUGGCUCCAUCAUCAGAUAACCGGCAAGACUCUCCCGCCAAGCAACCUGCCCGAGAAGCUAACACAACAAAACCUGCUAAACGAGUGCCUGCUCACCGGAGAACCCGGAAACGGGGUGCCCUUCUGCAGGAUUCAGAAGAAGAGGAUGGCUGA